AUGUGGGCGUCGAGCCUCACCUCCCCUGCGCUCGGCCGGCAGCGGCUGCGCGCGGCGAAUUGGAUUUCCCAGACCUCUGAGGGCUUUCUUAAGGCCGAGGUCGUCCAUCGGUUUAUCCAUUGGAUGCUCGGAGAAGCGGAGGAUCCGAACGAGGGCGGAAGGGGGGGGGUUCCCGCCGACCACCCGCUUCGCACCCAGCUCCGCGAGCAUGUCGUCGUGCAUCCUCGGCGAGCGUUUCGACGGGGGCUCUACGCCCGACGUGAUUUUCAGGCCGACGAGGUGAUUUUGUCGAUUCCUCUCACCACCUGGGAGGGCGGGGGGGAUGCCAAAACGGGGCUCUCGGAGCGGCCGUGGAGUGGGUUUGCGCUCAAUCUACCAACCCUUCGCGCGCAUUCCGCCGCGGCGAGGCGACGUGGGGUGCUGCCGUUGCAUAUCGUGCGGAAGAUCCUUCUUGUUCGCCGCGCCCCCUCGUUCGAUCCCACCCCUCAUUCGCUUUUUAUUCAACAAGUUCACCUCGCGUUGUACUUGGCGUGUGAAAAGGCCGACGGCGCGCGGAGCCCGCUGUACGAUUACCUCCACCUCUUAGAUGAUUCGGAGACCCCUCACUUUGACGACGAUAACAUCCGCGAGUUGCAUCUCGGCGUGUUGGAUCCGCACGCGCAUCUGGAAUACACCGAUCAUUGCAAUCGCUUUACCCAUUUCCUCCGGGAGCUCCAUAAGGAGUGGUGGCGGCGCUAUCAUGCGGCCCGCGGGGAGGUCGAGACGACGACCUCGGAGGAUCCCGCAAAAAGGGCCGCGCCGGUUGGUUUCAGCUCCCCGGUAGCGCUGCUCUCGGAAGAGUCCAUGGCGAAGCAUCCGCCGCACCCCCCGCUGGAUCAUUUGAUCAACGGAACGGAUGUCGCGAUGAGCCCCACGGCUUCUCCUUCUACGGAACUCCACACACGUAUGGUAAGGGGGGGGAAGGAGGAGGAAGAAGAAGGGGCGAUGCGUAGCGCCCUUGUGGCGUCGUCUUUUACCGAUUCCUCGUUGACUUCGUUGUUGGAGUCUCCGCCGGCGUUGGCGGAUAUCAUUUGGGCAUUCCGAGUGGUUCUUUCCAGGCAGCGCGUGUUGCCGCUCGCACUGCAACAGCCACCCAUGGAAGAGCCCGAUGGCUCCUCCCUUUCUUCGUCUUCUUCUGUGGUUGAGGAAGGCGAGGGGGAUGGCGGAGUGAGGCUCGGGCGUUUCGGUCGCGUGGUGAUGCGCGCAAAGUGGGCGUUUUACCGCCACCUCCUGCGCGCCGUCGACGAGGAUCGUCUCCGUGUGAACGAUGUUGAUCCUGCCGCCGCGGCGACGAUCGUUCCGCUCUUUGAUAUGCUGCAACACGCCCCGGGCGGCCACGCUAACACGACCUUUGCGGUCGAGAUGCUUUCUGAGAGCGGAAGAACCGAAAAGGGGGGUGAAAACGCCAUUCCCCACCUCGUCGUGCGCGCAAGUGAGGCGAUCGAGGCGAUGGAUGAGCUCACACUUCUCUUCCCGAAGUGUUAUUCCGUCUCGUACACGCUCUACCGGUAUGGAUUCCUCCCACUGCACGUGCGCGAGAACGACAUGGCGGCGGCGCUCGCCCUGAGUGGCUUUGGAGGUGGGAAAAACGAUAAAAAUGUGCACUUGAAAGAAGAUGAAGGCACGCAUCGGGAUGAUAGUAAGCAUAUCACCACCACCACCACCACUUAG
Messenger RNA from Phytomonas sp. EM1, 1710 nucleotides. NCBI's taxonomy places the organism in Eukaryota, Euglenozoa, Kinetoplastea, Trypanosomatida, Trypanosomatidae. The record is from the annotation of a GenBank genome assembly.